Molecule: messenger RNA, 4101 nt
Organism: Sebastes umbrosus (honeycomb rockfish)
Lineage: Eukaryota; Metazoa; Chordata; Actinopteri; Perciformes; Sebastidae
Exons: 16
Coding region: 229-3828 (1199 amino acids)
Cellular component (GO): nucleus
Molecular function (GO): exonuclease activity; nucleic acid binding
Source: RefSeq, a predicted model, not a curated record
UUAUUUCCUGAAAAUACAAAUAUUCAAAAAAUAUCAACAAAAAAACAAUGACCAAAAUUUGUUUUAAUUUGUAUUAUUAUUAUUGUUAUUUUUUCAAUUCUAACGGUCAUCUCGCGAUCUACGACAGAGCUUAUAUAAAGGAGGCGGACGUUGGGUGAACUUCAGUUGGAGUUUACACCUGUUGCUCGACGGUUAAUCAAACCAAACUGUUUUUUGCGUAUCGUGAUAAUGUUUCCCUCGUUUGGUCUUUUUGCUGAUAUAAAUUGUCCUAUUUCCCAACGUGGACAUUGUGAGCGGCCGCACUGUUUGUACAAACAUGCCACAGAAGUGACGGAUAUGUCUGGUGCCUCGUCUAAAUCUACGAUAGUUGCAGGAGUGCAAAAUGGCUAUCCAGUGAAUGAUGAGACCAAAGAUGACUCCCUCCAGGAGCUGGAGCGGAUUAACAAGGAGAUUGAAACUGUAAGGCACGAGGUGGAGCAGGAGCAAAGACGACUGUCAAACUACCAGACUGCACAGGGAGACAGCAUAAACACUGCGACUAAUUUCUCUGUAUCUAAGUCAGGUAGAAAUGUAGACGGAAGUCCUUAUGGGCUGUCUUCAUGCACAGAUUUUACUAAAACAUACUCCUGGGCAAGGAAGUACGUGGUUGACAACUCAAAGCCAAGAACCGAUUUGGAGUAUGACCCUCUGUCCAACUUCUCUGCUGGCAUGCGGUCUUACAGCUCAUCAAGUAAAGAGCAAAAAGUGAAAAGCGGACAAGGUUUGAAAAGAGAAAGAAACACUGUACAUUGUGACCAAAAUAAGCCUGUCGCGUGUGUGUCUCUGCUUUCUCGAUCGCCAUCUCCAGAGCCACUUGAUGACUCUAAUGAAGACGAUGUCCUUAUUAUUGACAUUCCUCCCUCGCCUGACAAAAAGAGAGUGAGAGCUCAGAAACCAGUUGAUUCUGUUGCUGGCAAAUCCCUCCAGGAUAAAGUGGAGGAAUUGGAGGAGGUCAAAACAGUGUCUAUUUUACUUCUAAACGCUGAUGAGUGCAAGAUAACCCCUCCACCUGCGUCAAUGAUAAAAGAAAAUAGAGUUAGUAGCAGUGCUGAAAAUAAUCUUUCUGAACACAAAGAAUGUGAAAAUAUACCGGUUGAUGGGAGUGUAGUGGAGUCAACUGGCUUUUUAGAAGACCUACAAAGUGAAAGUCAGAAAAUUACUCACUUACGGGCUGCUGAAACAGUAGUGGAGAAAAAUCUUGAACCUGCAAAUCCUCCUGCCACCACAGACCAGCGAGAUCUCAACUGGAACAAUGUGAAAGUGGAAAAGGAAGAGAACACGUUUCAGAUUGAAUUGACUCAGCGUGAGCUGCCCCAUAGUGUUAAGAAAAUGAAUCCACUGCAGCCACAUCAUUUUCUACCACAGAAUUCACUUUUUUAUAAAGCUCCAGUUGCUAAGUCAGACUCGCCAAGCAGACAACAAACCAAGCAAGCCCAGACAGCAGAGCAGAACAGGGUUAGUAAUUCGUGGUCUUCCACAAAAUGUGUACCAUCAGUGCUGCCACACAGCGGGAAAACACCAAGUAAAAUGCCAGGACAGAUUCAGGGUAAAGCUGCUGCACCUGAAAGCUACCUUGAGCCAGCAAAACCAGCUUCAGACAGCGGCCAAGGUCCGGCUCGGCACGACUUGUCAGCAUCCAGUUUGGCAAACAGAGCUGAACCAUCAUCCGCAUCAGCUGGACAGCUUUUCGUGACCGAAGACAAUGAGGAGGUUAUAAUCAUUAGUUCCAGCUCCAGUGAUGAAGAUGAGGUCAACUAUUCAGUUGCGGAUCUGUCGGACAGUGACCCAAUGGAGGAAUGCUACAGGAUCUUCAUGGAGGCAAACAACGAGGAUAAGCAAAAUGAAGAGCAGCCUGAUGUGUAUGUUGGAUCUGUGGAUGUGGAGUUGCCGAAGUUAAACGUCAAACCCAAAGCAUUGCCAGUAAAGAAGAGGGUUGCUCAUGAAGUCAAACAUACAGAGCAGCCUGCGGCUAAGAGCAGACCUAAGACCCAGGUGCUGGUUCCCCUACGUGGGCCUGCGGUGUCAGUAUCUGCCUCCCAGCCCUCCAUCACCUCCAAGAUCCAGCAGGUACAGCAGAGAGCCUCCAUGCUGACUGCUUCAGUUAAAGGUGGUCAGGCUUUUGUUUCCGCCACCUGUCAGAGGAAGCCAGAGACCCAGAGUGCACCUUUUCCUUCAACUCAGACCCCUGAAAACCUGCAGCCUGCUCCUGCGCAAAAUGUUUGCUUGAACUACAUAUCUUUGAGAACUGCUGUGAUCGGAGCGGACAACAACUUGCACUAUAUCCUCCCAGAGGGCAUGUUCCCUCUGCCUGUCACUUCCAGUUCCAGCCAAGUUACUUCAGUGCUAACCCCAAUCAGUCAAGUGCACACGAGCUCUGUCGCUGUGAGACAAAUGUACCAUCCAAUUGCAGUUACCCCUGUGCAAAGAUACCGCACAACAGCACCUGUGCUCAUUCCUGCGCCGGCACGUAAACCUUCGCUGACCUCUGCCUUUGCAUCGGCGCAUUCGAGUCCAGCUGCUUCUUCCACUACUCCUCAAGCUGCUGUCCAUACUCCUGUUAAGCCAGUGCCUACUAAACGUAAAUUGAAGCAGCAGUCUGAGGCCGCCAAAAACAAAGUGACCCAUGACAUCCGACAGCGUUAUGUCAACAUGUUCACAGAGGAGUUCCUCAAGACAACAGCCGAUGUUAAUGAUGCCUUUGAAAAGGCAGUUGCUGAAGAGAAGUCUGUGUUUAAUCGCAGUGUGAACAAACUCAAAUAUCAGACUGUUGUAGUGAAUGCACUGAAGAGGCUGAAGAACCAAAGCGCUGUUGCUGCUAAAGAUGAAAAUGAAGUCAUCAGCCAAAGAUCCAAAGGCAACAUUUCACUUAACCUGAAGAAGUUUAAAGCAGAUGAUAUGGCAUUUUAUGAGAGUUUGAAGGACUAUAUUUUGACUGAGGAAAGUCUGGCUGAGAUCAACUAUCCUGUCCAGCACCCAGAGAAACCUGGUUGUGCGGUUCUUUUUGUUGACAAUAAGAAAGGCAGUGCAGACCCCCUUAAGAGGAUCUGCUGUCGAUGUGGAGCAACGUACUCUGUGAACCAAAUGGGCAAACACAUCCGUAAGGAGGAGUGUAAUUACCACUAUGGGAAAGGACUUACGAAAAGAGUGCCAGGUGGAGUGGAGACCCGCUACAGUUGCUGUGAGGGAGUCAUGGGAGCACCUGGAUGUCAGGUGUUUAAGUUGCAUGUCCAUGAUUCCCUCAGCCUGGAUGGGUUUGUGUCGACCGCCCCCAGACAUUCCUCAGAUACGAGCUGUCCUGGGGUCUACUCCUUGGAUUGUGAAAUGUGUUACACCAUUCAUGGUCUGGAGCUGUCCAGAGUGACGGUGGUCAACUCUAGUCUGCAAGUCAUCUACGACACCUUCGUCAGACCUGAUAAUGAGGCCACUGACUAUAACACCAGGUUUUCCGGCAUCAGUGAGGAGGAUUUGAAAGGUAACCGCACCUCCCUCAGAGAGGUGCAGGAGACCUUAUUGAGAUUCAUCAGCGCCGACACCAUUCUGAUUGGACACGAACUGGAAACAGACCUUUGUGCCCUCAAGUUGCUCCAUGGGACGGUGGUAGACACAUCAGUGGUCUUCCCCCACCGUCUGGGCCCCCCUCACAAGCUGACCCUUAACAACCUCACUGCUGAAUACCUCAGGAGGAUCAUCCAAGAGAGUGUUUGCGGCCAUGACACUGCAGAAGACGCCGCUGCCUGCAUGGAGCUUAUGUUGUGGAAAGUUAAAGAAGACGGAAAACUGAAAAAAUGAUGGAAAUAAAACAUGAUAACCCCCACACUGGUCAUACAUAAAAAAAACAGAUGCUGUUAUGCAAAUAAUAUAAAAUAAUAUCUAUUUGUGUUCUGAUGACAUGGGAGGGCUGUUUAUUUUUUUUGUGUGAUUACUUAAUUUAUGUUAAUACAAUAUUUCCUGCAUGUUAAAUUUUGAUUUAAAGCCCAUGUGUCCAUGCCUGUUUAAAUAUUUGUGAAAACCUGAAGGGGUGGGUUAUCAUCCAUAUUAUCCAAAUAAAGGCACAUAAUGAAA